UGCGGUAGCUGCAAAGGAUGCAGCUCCAUCAGGAGACGACGGUACUUGCUUCCGACCACAGCAGGCGAUGCGCUUGAUGUCGACAAGCAAGGCGGCUGUAUCUGCUUGGGGAUCUAUAUAAAGCACUAUAUCCUUCCCUUGCAAACAGCGCUGACAAGUCGCUUCCUCAACCAACACCCUCGUUCCAUUCUUGCCUAUACCUUUUUACAGAUACAGUCACCCACCUUCACACACACUACACUACCUUGAUUCAGGAUGUUGGCCCAAGCAGUUCUUCUCUUCAGCCUCAUCCCUUCCUUCCUGGCAGCACCCCUCGUUCCUCGCCAGGAAUCAAACGCUGCGCUCCAGAGCGCCGCGCUGGCCUGGCAAGCCGAUACAGGCGUCGUGUCAGCGUUUCUGUCAGAAGCGGCUUCCCUGAGCGGCUCAGCACUGACAGCGGCGGCUCAGAACGCCCUGAACCACGAAAAUGACGAACUCAUCCACAAAGCGGUCCUCGACGCCGAGUUUCUGAACGUCGCUCAUCCGAAGCUGCUGGUUGUGGCGGCAAAUGCUGUCCUGGUCAACGCAGGGACAUUCUCAUAUGUCGUCAACGGCCUGACCCUCCUGGCUAACAGCGGAGCAUCAUACACCAAAGCUCAGAUCGAGGCAGAAGUCCUCAAAAUCAACUUGGACCGAUGUAACUUGGUCUUGCCUUCCAUCGACACCUACUUCGCCGUCACUGCGACAUAUCUCAAAGAGGCCGAUUUCAAGGCCAUUCGACCUAACAACUGCCCUCUCUGAACAAAUCGCAUAUACUCUGGAUCAAUCUGGGGGGGAAAGUUAGAUUUCAACUACUGAAUGUCGGUAAUGGCGCUUGAGCUUUGAUUUUACGCAUGGUCGGGCAUAACAUAUAGCGAUUGCUCUUAUUGAUCUCGCGCAGAAGAAUGGAGCAUAUAGCCGAUGUCAAAAAGUCCUACUGUGAUACAUUUACAAGAAUGUCUGAC
Messenger RNA from Exophiala viscosa, 983 nucleotides. RefSeq lists its product as uncharacterized. NCBI's taxonomy places the organism in Eukaryota, Fungi, Ascomycota, Eurotiomycetes, Chaetothyriales, Herpotrichiellaceae. Bases 256 to 780 code for a protein of 174 amino acids. The transcript has a single exon. The record is from RefSeq and is a predicted model, not a curated record.